Messenger RNA from Rhododendron vialii, 1806 nucleotides. RefSeq lists its product as uncharacterized. The record is from RefSeq and is a predicted model, not a curated record. The transcript has 3 exons. NCBI's taxonomy places the organism in Eukaryota, Viridiplantae, Streptophyta, Magnoliopsida, Ericales, Ericaceae. The coding region runs from base 1 to 1806 and encodes 601 amino acids.
AUGACCCCAGAAGUUGAAAAACCAGAAGAGGAUGAUAGGGAGGAUGCCGAAUCCAGCGAAAAGGAAAGCCAGAACCGAAAAAAGCACGGCAAACCACUCCUAGAGAAGCAACCCCAAGAACAGGAAACGUUGCUCAAGAUGCAGGACCAAAUUGAUGGGUUGAUGAAACAUAUCAAAGCACAAACUCCUGCCACGGUAGAAGAGUUGGUGCAGAAUACGGAUUCACCCUUCACAUCUAAGGUCAUGGGGCUGCCACUCCCCAGGAAAUUCAAAAUGUCUCAGCUGGAGACAUUCAAUGGUUCCACGGACCCAUUGGAUCAUCUAGAAACAUACAAAUCCCUAAUGCACCUACAAGCAGUACCGGAUGAGGUAAUGUGUCGUGCAUUCCAUGUUACCCUCAAAGGAAGUGCUCGGGCAUGGUUUAACAAACUCCCCCCAGGAAGCAUACGUAGUUUCAAAGAGCUUAGCACUAGCUUUGUAAGCUACUUUAUUGCUGGCCAACGCUACGGCAAACCAACAACGCACCUCUUGACAGUGAAGCAGGGGAGAUGGGAGUCGUUAAGGGAAUAUACCACCAGGUUUAACAAAGAGGUGGUUCAGAUAGAAGAAGCCAACGAUAGUGUGAGCAUAACUGCGUAUAUAGCUGGACUGUAUUCAGGACAGUUUCUAUACCUUCUAUCUCAAGAACUGCCCAAGACCCUGGCAGAAUUUAUGCUUAGGGCACAAAAGCACAUGAAUGCAGAGGAGGCCGUCUACGCAAGGCAUUCCCGUGACAGUUUUGAUCCCCAUGCAGGGCCAUCACAGGUUGGCGAAUUUCCUCCAUCCGAUAGGAAAAGAAGAGAAUCCACCCGCAAGACGGGAGGGGAACCAAAAAACAAGAAGAUGGACUCCAGAUCCUCCCCAAAACGAGGAGGAGGACCACCCCAAGGCAAAUACAAGCAGUUUACACCACUUAUAGCCACGACAGAACAAAUCCUCAGCAACUUUCAAAAUGAUCCGGACCUCAAAUGGCCCAGAAAGCUAAGGACUGAUCCUAAUAGGAGAGCUAAAGACAAAUACUGCAGGUUCCAUAGAGACCAUGGUCACAACACGGAUGACUGCAUUGAUUUAAAACAACAGAUCGAGGAACUGAUCCAAAGAGGCAGACUUCAACAUUUUGUAACGAAGAAGUAUCAGAAGAUAUCCAUGAGGGAUGAUACAAGCAAAGAAGGAAAAGAUGCCAUGGCUCCCCGAUCAGGUCCUAUUGGAGAGAUCAAAGUCAUCCAUGGAGGACUCGCCGGAGGUGGAGAAUCUAGCAAUGCUAGGAAAGCUCACCUCAGGAAAUUGAGAACAGAGGAAUAUUUGGAGGUCAACACAGUUAGCCGUCCAAAAGAAGACAUCAAGGGGACUCAAGUUCCUCAUGAUGACGCACUGGUUAUAACCAUUGCGGUGGCCAACUACCUCAUAAGAAGAGUAUUAAUAGACAGUGGAAGCUCGGCCGAUAUUCUCUACCUCCAUGCAUAUGAUCAACUAAAAGUUGGACGAGAAAGACUAAGGCCUUUGAUAUCACCGCUGGUUGGAUUUGCAGGUACGCCCGUCUAUCCAGCUGGUCAAAUAGCCCUACCAGUCACAAUGGGGGACGAAGGAAGUCAGAUUACGCGAAUGAUAGAUUUCAUAGUAGUCAAUUGCCCUUCAGCAUAUAAUGCGAUACUGGGGAGGACGACCUUAAAUAAAAUUGGGGCAAUAAUCUCCACGUAUCAUCUGAUGAUGAAAUUCCUAACACCGGAAGGAAUUGGUUGCAUCAAGGGAGAUCAAAAGGCAGCAUGA